CCAGUAAAAGGACGUCUAUUUAUUAUACUGGCCCCAGACGCACGCGUCCAAGUCCUAGAGCCUGUGGAAUGGGCCGAGCCUCUGUUUUGGGUGCAAGCCAGUUGACUGCAGGCUCAGCUUUGAACUCUCAGAAAUCCGGUGCCUAUGAUCCCUUACAAACAGUGGUCGGUAGACAAGGAAAUCAAGAAGAAGAGAACGAACCUAUGGUGGGUUUGGGAGCCAGACAGUUCCCAACAGGACAACCUGAACCAGGCCUCCAGACUGCGAGUAACAAUCCUCUGUUGACACCCGGGCGAAAACUGGUGUCAAGUGCCCAGCCUUCCUCUGCCAGAGAUCAGCCAAGUUGGGCAGAAAUUUUCACACCUCAGCGUAGCGCUCGCGUCCAGGAAUCUGCAAUACAAGCAACUCGUCUGCAACCUUCUCUCGAACCAUUGCGAACUCCUGCAAAACAGCAGGGUCCUCAGGAGGAUAUUUGUACGCCACAAAGACUACUACUUGAAACCCAAAGCGCCGCUAUAGCACAAGAGCAUGUUCGCUCGACUUUUGCAAAUUCCUCGUCUUCUAUACGGCAGCCGUUAGUUGAAUUUAAGCAACAACACAGUGCCUUGACCGUAGAUUUGCAGCGCAAUCAUGACACCAUGGCAACACCCGCCCGUCAAUCUCAGACUGGUUCUCAGGGUCCUAGAUCAGACCUUCCGCCGGAAUGUUCCCACGUCCCUGGUCCUAGUUUCCAGCUCCCUGCGAGAACUUUCACCACCCCAGUGCAACAAGGUGCUCUUGUUUCCCAGUCUUUCAGCUCGGACCAGCCACCGCUUUGGUCAGAGAUUUUUACUCCACAGCGAGUUACAAGACAAAACGUUGCUGCUCAAAACAUGGCAGCUCAUUCCUUCAACGAUCCCUUAGUUACCCCUCUGAGGCAAAAUUUGCCAGUGACCGAGGACCCUAGUUCAACUCACCGACAGCAACAUCCAAUAGCAGACGUCUUUACCUCCAAGCAAGGUGGAGAUGCGAUCCAAGACCUCGGACCCAGGCUUCGAUGUUCCACGGUUCAAAUUACCAGUUUCCAGCCCGCCGUCGAUACCACCCAGGACUCUUGUUCAAUGGACGAGUUCUUAACACCUCAGCGGAAAGAUGGCUCUGGAAAGGAACUUUUCAAACUCACUACAGUAGAGGAAGAGGACGAUGUCGCAUUUCUAGAACGUCAAGCACUCGAAGAUCUAGGCCUGCUUAAAAUCACCGACGAGUUUCACAAAGACUCAGUUGCUGCCUCGUGUACCACGAUUCAAGAGAACAGUGAUGUUAUGCCCUCGCUGUUGUUUAACACUUGGGUGGAUUCGUCCAGAAGUGUGGCACAUGAGAAAAGCACCUUGCAGUCGGUUACAAUACACCGGCCAGCGGAAGGCGUUCUUGAUCCGUCCAGAUCUUCGUGUAAUGCAACAUCGACGAGUAUCAACCAACACUCGAGCUUUGAACAAUGCCCAAGCUACUCUCCGGCAGUGCGAUUUGCGCUCCCUAAGCCCUCAAAAGAGUCUAGGACAAACAUCUCCAAUACUUUGCACACGAGCUCUUUUACGUCGAGAGAAAGGGAGCUAGUGACCUCUAGAGAGGCACCUCCGAUACCUUUCAAUUCCACUCCUUCAUUUAGCCGCCAAGGUGUAUCUGAAAAUAGCGCUCCUCUCGUCGAAAGAACUGGUACAUGGAGUACACCUCGUCAACGUUCUUCAUUUACAAAGUACUCAAAGAUUAAUCCAGCCCCCCGCAUAGCGCCCAUACCACUGAAGGUGUCACAUCGUGCGGAUACAUCCAGAGAACCUCGCAUUACUUCUGCUUCAAGCACAAGUCCUGUGGAAAGCCCAGCGUCCACAAGUAAGGAAGUAACUUCAAAAGGACCAGACAAUCGUCCAGUUCAGGUCGUGUCACCGACUCCAAAAGUACACGUUUAUAAACACGUCCCAUCUGACAACAGGAGUCUUUCCCUUAGGUCGGCAGUGUCGUCUUUGAAUCCUGGCGGCGUUACUCAGAGGACCGUACCAUUCAGUGGUGGGGCUAACGCACAAUUUCGCUGGGAACCGAAUGGUCCCGAGAUUAUUCCAAGUGCCUUUCGACCAACGACUUCGGCGUCCCGUAGAUUACCGAAAACUUUGGCUCAAGAUGCGCUACUCGAUAUGGAAGUUUCUGUUUACAUGACGGCUGGUCAUGACCGCGUGGUAGCAGCGGGGGACUGGCACCACAGGCCGAUGAAUCCGCUGGCCAAAGUGUUUUCUGAGGGAGAUUCAAUGCACUUCCUGCCAAUUUGUGUACAUCAAUCGCUGUAGUAUCCAGCAGCUGUUUGUGAAUCUUGCUGUUUCUAUUCAAAACUUCGCGUGUUAGUCUGCUAUUAAUGUUGGGAGUCGAGUCAUUGCUUAGUUCAUCUUUCAAAACUUGAUACCAGUAGGUUCGUUUCGUGAAAAACUUGCUUUGAAGGGAAGCUUCUUGGGUUAGUAUUCCAUGUAUGACCCCGACCUAUGAAUGACCCCAACCCUAACCCUAAUUAUUAAUUUCAGAGUUACGGGGUUGAUCAUAGAUAUUCAGGACGUUUCAUGGGGUCAUGCAUGGAAUUCUGACCGCUUCUUGGAUGGUUCCUAAAGUCCGCUGUCUAGUUUAGCCUCAGUUUCUAGUCUCCCGGAUGA
Molecule: messenger RNA, 2669 nt
Organism: Orbicella faveolata
Lineage: Eukaryota; Metazoa; Cnidaria; Anthozoa; Scleractinia; Merulinidae
Source: RefSeq, a predicted model, not a curated record